AUGGCCCAUCACACGAAUCGGACCCCGCAGGAUCAAGGCCAUUACUCGAUGCCCUACGGCUCUCAGACAGCUCAAUAUGCUGUCGCUCAGUCGCCAGGCAUGGCCCAGACUUUCAAGGCUUUACAAGAUGCUGGCUACGGCCAAGGAGCUUCAGCACCCGCUCCCCAACAGAACAUGCGUCCCACCUUUGAGAAGCCCACAAUAUACACCGUGAGCUACCCCAUGUCCACCUGUCACAUGCAAAUCACUGACAGUGAAGCUAGNGCUGUUUAUUCUGGAGUUCAGGUGUAUGAAAUGGAAGUGAACAACAUCGCUUGCAUGCGACGACGCUCCGACGGCUGGCUCAAUGCCACUCAGAUCCUCAAGGUCGCCGGUGUCGACAAGGGAAAACGCACAAAGGUCUUGGAGAAGGAAAUUCUGCCUGGCGAGCACGAAAAGGUUCAAGGUGGAUACGGCAAAUACCAAGGCACUUGGAUCACCUACCGCAGGGGUCGCGAGUUCUGCCGUCAGUACGGUGUCGAGGAUCUACUUCUCCCCUUGCUGGAACAUGACCUUGAUGGUUCCGGUGCUGGUCAAACCACCGAGACGCCCACCAAGGAACAAGCCAUGGCUGCCAACAGGAAAAGAUUCUACGCCGCUGGUGCCCAAGACAGAAAUGGUCCCGCUACCUCAAACACUUUCUUCCAGAACAUCUCUUCUAUGUCGUCCGUCGCUCUUGCUGCCUUGAACAAGGCUGCCCGUCUCAACUCGCCAGCACGUCCGAACCACAUGAGGCGCUCAUCUCAACAACAACAGCAAAACACCUCUCACGCUAUCAUGGCCGAUGCUAGCUACCAAAUUCCCGACUCUGGCUACAACACCCAGAGCGCUGCCUGGAGAACAGCACCAGGUGGUCAGGAACCCCCUAGAAAGCGUAUGAGACCCAACGACGAUAUCCCGGUAGAUGCUUCAAUCAUGUCCCUCGACCCCACCGAGCCCGGAGAAUCUUUCCUUCAAAGUACACAGCAAUAUCUCGAAGAAAAUGUCAAUGGUUCAGAUGAGCCUGUCACACUCCCUCCUUUGCCAGUACCUAUGGGCUUGGACGAAGAGAACAAGCGUCUAUUGCUUCUUGACCUCUUUGCUGAAUCAUCAAGACAAGAUUUUGCUUCACAUCCAGCACUUCUCUCCUUAUCACCACAGGAUCUGGAUAUACCUCUGGAUCCUUCAGCUAACACUGCUCUACAUUGGGCUGCAACGCUAUCAAGAGUGCCGUUACUGCGACUGCUCAUCCAAAAGGGUGCCAACAUCUUCAGAGGCAAUGCCGCAGGACAGAGCGCCUUGAUCUCGGCUGUUCUGGUUAACAACUGCUGCGAGCACUCUUCGUUUCCCGAUGUUCUAGAGCUCCUGAGUCCCCUCAUAGAAGUCAGAGAUGCUCAAGCGCGUACCAUCCUUCAUCACAUCGCUGUAUCUUGUGGUAUCAAAGGUAGAGCACCCAGCAGCAAAUACUAUCUGGAGGCGCUGUUGGAAUUCUUGGUCCGCAGCGUGUCGAAACCUGCACCAGUCGAGAACGGCUCUGGAACCCCUGGACAGGCAGGCAAAGAGCGAAUGAACCUGAUGCGCUUUCUCACGCAUAUAGUAAAUGCUCGAGACAAGGCAGGCAAUACCGCUCUGAAUCUUGCCGCCAGGAUUGGCAACAGGGGUAUCAUCCAGCAGCUUCUGGAAGUCAAAGCCGAUCCGACCAUUCCCAAUCAGAAGGGCAUAACAGCCCGCGAUUUCGGCGUAGGCGUCGAAGACGAGAACGGACAAGCCAAUGCAGGCUUUAACAAUCCAUCGAACAUCGACCCGAUCUUCUCCCAGGCGCAAGCAUUGAACCGUCCUCCAUCUCAAAACGCAACCACAGAAGGCGCAAAUGAGAAAGAAACAACACCUGUCGCCAAUACAAAUGUUAUCGAAGAACAGAAUCAGGAUGUGAUUUCCUCACUCACAAGUAUGCUCACCGCGAAUCUUGCCCAGCACAAACAAUUACUGGCCGAAAAGACUACUCAGAUUGACAAGCUCAACGCUCAGAUCCAAGAGCUGUCAGCAGUCGCGAAGACAGAGAGCGAUCAGCUAGCAACUCUUCAGCGUCGUGCCAAAUCUCGCAGUGAAGCUCAGUCGAAGAUUGCGAACCUGAAACGCAUCCUCGAGGAACGUCACCGCAACGGUAGAAAGGUCACAAAGACCAACACGGUAGUAGGAGAUGCAGAUAAUUCCAUCUCUCCUGUGCUUGCAGUCGUCGAUCAACUACCAUCCAAUGUUUCAGAUCCAGCACGAGCAGUGCAACAGUUGACCNNCCCACUACAACAACAAGUUCUCAACAACACACCCUCAAUUGCUGAGCUACGUGCUCUCAAGAAGAUCUACGAGACCAACAACGAUCGUCUUCACCAAAAGUCCACACAGCUCAAAUCACGCUCCUCACAGCUCGAACAUCUGUACCGUAAAGUCGUAUCUCUAUGCACUGGUGUCGCAGAGGACAAAGUUGAGGACCAGCUCGGUGCGCUUUUGGCGGCCGUCGAGUCAGAAAAGGGAGCCCUCGGACGUGAAGAAGCAGGCAGAGUCAGGGAGUUCUUGAUCAAGGUCGAAGGCGUUGGUGGUGGCAGCGAAGUCGUGGCUGCCGUGUAA
Molecule: messenger RNA, 2643 nt
Organism: Aureobasidium musti
Lineage: Eukaryota; Fungi; Ascomycota; Dothideomycetes; Dothideales; Saccotheciaceae
Source: the annotation of a GenBank genome assembly